AUGUCGACGAACAAAGAUCCUGAGCUCGCGAAAGACGGCCUCGAAGUCACGGCCUCCCUAUCCUCGUCCAAAGAUGCCAACGCACCUGUACCAGUCGAAGGAACGACCGAGCAUCUGCCUACAUACGAGCACGAGAAGGCUCUGACGUGGAAGUUUGAUCUCAGGAUUCUGCCCAUGCUGGCUGUCAUGUAUCUCUUCAACGCGCUCGACAAGGGCAAUCUGGGCAACGCAAAGACGGACGGCAUGGACAAAGAUCUUGGUUUCGUGGGCAACCAAUACAACAUCAUGCUGAGUAUCUUCUACGUACCAUAUGUCAUCUUUGCGCCACCGAUUGGUAUGCUGGGAAAGAAAUACGGGCCGCAUCGUGUGCUGCCGAUCAUGAUGUUCUGCUUCGGUAGUGCGACGCUGCUCGCUGCUAGCGUGCAGAAUUGGAGUGGUAUGAUGGCUCUACGAUGGUUUUUGGGUAUGGCUGAGUCUGCAUUCUUCCCAUUGGUCAUCUACUACUUGACCACCUUCUACCGUCGAGGAGAGCUUGCCAGACGACUGGCAUUAUUCUAUGCCGCUUCCAAUAUUGCAAACGCAUUCAGUGGACUGCUCGCUUUCGGUGUAUUCCAGAUCGAGUCAAAGCUUGACUCGUGGCGUUACCUGUUUAUUAUUGAGGGAGCACUCACAGUCUGCUUCUCCUUCUUCGCCUACUGGUACCUCCCCAAGAACGCCUUCGAAGCCAAAUUCCUCAAUGAGUCAGAGAAGCAACUCGCAUACACGCGUAUCCAGAUCGACUCUUCAUCGGUCGUUGACCAAAAGUUUAAUCUAAAAGACGCUCUUGGUAUUUUCAAAGAGGCAUCAACCUAUGGCUUCCUAGCCAUUGAAAUUUGUCUCGGUGUACCGCUGCAGUCCGUAUCGCUAUUUCUGCCACAGAUUGUCGCGCGACUAGGAUACGAUCACAUCAAGACGAACCUUUAUACUGUAGCGCCCAACAUCGUUGGAGCAAUUGUUCUUCUCAUCUUGGCUUUUGCCUCGGACUUUACUCGUCUCCGCUUCCCGUUCAUCGCUCUCGGCUUUCUGCUCACAUUCAUCGGCUUCAUCAUCUACGCCACCAUUGACGUAGAACAAUCCCUUACCGUUGCCUACUUCGCCUGCUUCAUGAUGACAUGGGGUACAUCUGCACCUUCCGUUCUCCUCUCCACAUGGUACAACAACAACGUCGCCGACGAGAACCGGCGUGUAACCCUUACCUCGGUUGGUGUGCCGCUGGCAAACUUGAUGGGUGUCGUUAGUUCGAACAUCUUCAGGCCACAGGAUGCGCCAGAGUACAUCCCUGCGCUGGCGACUACUGCAGCUUUCGGAGCGACUGGAUGUUUGUGUGCAGCGCUGCUGGGUGCCUACAUGGUUGUAGACAAUAAGAGGAGGAACGCGAAACAGGGCGUCAACCACACUGCUAGGGAUGUUUCAACCGAGAAACUGAGAGAUGGACCCAAGAACCCAGACUUUAGGUGGUUCUUCUGGGGAACAGAGACGCAGCUGCAAGGAUGCUUCUAUUGCAGAGACGGUCGGGAACGCAGCCGGACGUUAGCGCCAUCUCUUAUCGCCGAGGCGCAUCAGUCGUCACGCAGCCUCACGCGCCUCACUCGGCCAUCAACCGUCACGGCUCCGGAAGCUCGACUCAUCUCCAUCAUGGCGGUCAAAGCUGCAGUGCCCUUCUUGGUGGCUAUGAUGCUGUUGACGGGUGUGUGUAACACACUGCUAACCAAGUACCAAGACAUGCAAUGCGUCAACAACUGCGACUCCCCUUCGCCGAAACAUCGCGACCAUUUCGAACAACCUGUCCUGCAGACCCUUCAGAUGUUUAUGGGUGAAAUGGGUUGUUGGCUGGUGAUUGGUGUCUUCCAACUCUACCAGCGGUAUGCCAGCGCAAAGGCUGGCUACGAGGCCAUUCCAGAUAAUGAAGGGUCAGAUGACAGUGAAACGGGUGCUGUCGCCAACCUGUUGAGGCCCGCACAUCCUGAUGACGAGGGCAGAAUACCGCUCGAGGGACGCAGCAUCUUCUUGUUGGCGCUUCCGGCCUGCUGCGAUAUUGCCGGAACCACGCUCAUGAACGUUGGCCUGCUGUUUGUCGCUGCUAGUAUCUAUCAGAUGACCAGAGGCGCAUUGGUCCUUUUUGUCGGUUUGUUCAGCGUGUGGUUCCUCAAGCGCCAUCUUGGUCUCUACAAGUGGUUCUCGCUCUUUGUUGUCGUAGCUGGUGUCGCUGUUGUCGGACUCGCAGGUGCUAUCACCAAAGAUGACAAAGCAUCGCCCGGUCAUCAAUCGAUUCAUGAUGAGGCAACCGGCUCGGUUGGUGUCGACGCGGCGACUUCGCAGGCCGCCAUGACCAUUAUCGGUGUCCUGCUUAUUGCUGGUGCGCAAAUCUUCACUGCGACACAGUUCGUGCUUGAAGAGAGGAUCAUGGAGAAGUAUGCUAUGGAGCCAAUCAAGGUUGUAGGCUGGGAGGGUAUUUUUGGCUUCUUGGUUACGCUCAUUGGCAUGAUCAUCCUACAUUUCGCCAUCGGAACUGGAUACUUCAACGCCAGAGAGGGACUGUACCAGAUGACGCACUACCGUGCCAUCGCAGUGUCCUCGCUGUUGAUCAUGGUCAGCAUUGGUGGCUUCAACUUCUUCGGUCUAUCCGUAACUCGGACCGUCUCCGCUACUUCGCGCUCCACGAUUGAUACUUGCCGCACACUCUUUAUCUGGAUCGUGUCGCUUGGCCUUGGCUGGGAGACGUUCAAGUGGCUUCAGGUUGCGGGUUUCGCUCUGCUAGUGUACGGUACCUUCUUGUUCAAUGACCUCAUUCGUCCGCCGAUCAAGGCAUGUGUGGAAAGGAAGAACGAGCCCCUGCUACCUGAGGGCCCCAUCGAGCAUCUCUAG
Molecule: messenger RNA, 2904 nt
Organism: Alternaria alternata
Lineage: Eukaryota; Fungi; Ascomycota; Dothideomycetes; Pleosporales; Pleosporaceae
Product: MFS general substrate transporter
Exons: 6
Coding region: 1-2904 (967 amino acids)
Biological process (GO): pyrimidine nucleotide-sugar transmembrane transport
Cellular component (GO): Golgi membrane
Molecular function (GO): pyrimidine nucleotide-sugar transmembrane transporter activity
Source: RefSeq, a predicted model, not a curated record